Molecule: messenger RNA, 2374 nt
Organism: Ictalurus furcatus (blue catfish)
Lineage: Eukaryota; Metazoa; Chordata; Actinopteri; Siluriformes; Ictaluridae
Gene: rom1a
Product: retinal outer segment membrane protein 1a
Exons: 4
Coding region: 1143-2207 (354 amino acids)
Biological process (GO): visual perception
Cellular component (GO): membrane
Source: RefSeq, a predicted model, not a curated record
GGUAUCAGAAAAACAUUUUAAUAUGAAGGUUAGAAUGUCUCUUUGUAUAGGAAUGAAUGAAUUUUCAUUUAGUUUUAUUUUGGAAUUAUAAUACUUCGGAGUUUGCAUGUUCUCCUCAUGCUUUGGGAGUUUCCUCCGGGUACCCCGGUUUCCUUCCCCGGUCCAAAGACAUGCGCUGUAGGCUGAUUUCCAAAUUGUCCGGAUGACUGUGUGAAUGGGUUUGGGAUUGUGCACUGCGAUGGGUUGACACCCCGUCCAGGGUGUCCCCCGCCUUGUACCCUGUGUCCCCGGGAUAGGCUCCAUGCUCUCCCGCGACUCUGUGUAGGAGAAGUGGUACAGAAAAUAGAUGGAUGGACACACUCCUUACGUCUUUUAUUAAGGUGAGAUUUCUUAUGCCUACUGAUGCCAAAGGCAGAUUCCAAAGAAGGUCACUAAUUAUAUGUGGAUAUAUUCAACUAUUACUAACGAUCGUGGAGAAAACACAAAAAUAACACAGUUCUGUUGAAAAUGCCAGAGAUUUUGAGUUUGUGUACCCCAGUUUAUGUGUGCACUUGGUACAAGCAACAGCCAAACAUUCAUUCAAUGACAAUGCCAUAGUCAUUUUUUUUUUUUUUUGCAGAAUCACAAUUAAGUCAAUAUUUUUAAAGUAAUUGCCAUGUUAUGGCUAGAUCACUGCAUCUGUCCAUGCCCAAUGGCAAUCUGUUUCAAUCUGUGCUGAGCAGGCAGUUUUGUAGCCCAUUGGAGAGGGCCGUCAUAAUAGGAUAGGUAAAGGAUUACAGGUAAGAUGCCCCAGAUGUCCAGCUUUAGCCAUAUCUAGUGUGUCUCUCACCCAAGCAUGGGCUCAGAGGGGCGAAUGUACCACUCUUUCAAUUGAGUUGGUAUCUGGACUAUCUUUAGCACCUCACCUGGGGGAGGGAUCACCACAUCAAAACUCAGGCUGACCACCACAGAGGAAUUCACCACUCUGGACAACAAAAAGGCAGAAAUUCAUCUCGAGACACAAGAGGAUUUAACCUUGGAUUUUGGAUUACAGUAGCAUUUUUGGAGAGCCCUUCUUAGCAAAAUAUAAAAAAUUAGUUUCCAUCUUCAGAACCAGAGAUCUUCUUUGUAUUCUUGUAGUGUAACGCUUCUCUUCUGCCAUCAUGGUGUGGGCUAAAAUGAAGUUCCCCUUUGAAAAAAGGGUGAAGCUAGCUCAGAGUUUGUGGCUGAUCUCCUGGCUGGCCACUUUAGGUGGAGCGAUCACCUUCUGUCUUGGAUGCUUCUUGAAGACAGAACUACGCCGGAGGGCAGAGGUGAUGGACAACACAGAGAUCCACAUUGUCCCAAACACCCUCCUUGUGGCUGGACUGGCCUCUAUGGGAAUCAACUUUUUUGCGGGUCGGAUCUGCCAGGACGCCCUGGAUGCUAGCCGCUUCCCACGGUGGAAGACCUUCCUAAAGCCCUACUUCUGUUGUGCUAUCUUUUUCACCACCCUACUGCUGAUUGGAGUCAUCCUAAGUUACGCCAUGAAGGGCAGCCUGGAGGGCUCGCUGAAAGUUGGCCUCAAGAAUGGCAUCCGUUUCUACAAGGACACGGACACCCCAGGGCGCUGCUUCCAGAAGCAGACUAUCGAUCGCCUGCAGAUGGAGUUCCGGUGCUGCGGUAACAACGACUACAAAGACUGGUUCGAGAUCCAGUGGAUCAGUAACCGCUACCUGGACUUCAGCUCCAAGGAGGUUAAGGAUCGUAUCAAGAGUAAUGUGGAUGGGCGUUACCUGGUGGAUGGUGUGCCCUUCAGCUGUUGUAACCCAAGUUCCCCUAGACCCUGCAUCCAGUACAAAUUGACCAACAACUCUGCCCACUACAACUAUGAGCACCAAACUGAGGAGCUCAACAUCUUCAUUCGCGGCUGCAGGGAAGCUCUGGUUGGCUACUACAUGGGCCUGAUGAACAGCAUUGGUGCUGUAGUGCUGACUGUCUUUAUCCUUCAGAGUACAGUGGUUGCAUGCCUGAGAUAUCUGCAGACAUCCAUGGAAGCAGUGGUUGGGCAGGAGAACACGGAGGUGGAAACGGAGGGCUACCUGCUGGAGAAGAGCGUGUCAGAGACCAUUAUGGAGUACCUGGACCCUGUGAUGAAGCUCCUGCUGAUAAACCAGGUGGAAGAUGGGCAAGCCAAGGCAGAGGCAGGGGCUGCUGGCACAUCAGGCACAACAACUUCCAAGUCCUAAACAUCCACAGCUAUCUGAUUCAAUGAAAUGAAUGACCCAGUACAACCAGUACUUGGCAAAGAUAUCUAUUAUCAUUUCUAGCAAAGAAUCUCGUAUGAAACUAUUAUAUGUAUGGAACUACUAUGUAAAUAAUUUACCUAAUUCACCAAACAAUACAUUAUCUUCAA